CUCAAGAUGAGAGAUAGUUCUCAAUGCUAUAAUUUGAAUGUCUUUGAAAAUUCCACUAGUAUUAUACAAGCUUUCUCUUUUUCUAUACUCAGAGAGUUACUAAUGCAAUAAGCUUUGUCUAAUGACAUCAUAGUGUAGUCCAAAUUCAUUGCAUAAGGACUCAUCACAGUACAUGGAUUUGUAAUCAUGUGUCCUCAGAGCAUCCUCGGAACUUAGUAAGAUGUGUUUUCCAAUUUUACAGAUAAAUAAGCCUAAGCUGAGAGAAUUAGGUAAUUACUUAGGUCAGUGACUUAAAUACAUUAUGAAUCACGAGUUAUUUUGAUAUCAAGACCUCUUUCUAGCAAUGCUGCCAUAUUGUACUCAUCAUGUUCAUUUCAAUGUGGUUCUCAUCUAUAUUGAACUGUAGAUUCUGUGUUAGCAUUUAUUACCUCUGCUCCGGUAUUGAUUCUUUUAUGUUAGGUUUGGCAGUAAGGGCCUUAGAAAUUCCUCACAGUGAAUUUUUAAGAUCUGGAAGAGACUAGUUUGAAAUACUCAUUUUAAUAUGUACCACAGAGGUAAUGGAUUCUAAUUCUCUGGUUAUUGAAGUUUGCCAAAAGAAAAAUUGUACUUCCACUGAAGAAAAAAAUAGCUAGUCUUUGCACUCUGAAUAAGUUUGUUUCAUUAGGGUUUUUUGGUCAAUUUUUCUUUAAGAGACAGGGUCUUACUCUGUUGCCCACACUCAAGGGAUCCUCCUGCCUGAGCUCUCCACAGUAGCUGGGACUACAGGUUUGCACCACCAUGCCCAGCUAAUUUUUUCAAAACCUUUUUGUGGAGAUGGGGUCUUGCUGUGUUGCCCAAGCUGGUCUUGAACUCCUGGCCUCAAGCAAUCUUCCUGUCUCAGCCUCCCAAAAUGUUGGGAUUACAGGCGUGUGCCACUGUGCCCAGCCUGUCAAUUUUAAAUAUGGAAAAAUAACUUAUAAAAUUAGUGCAUAUUUAGAUAUUUCUUUCCAUACACAUUUUGUCAAUGUGACUACUGGUAACAAAUGUCAAAACUCAUGUGAGAUAAUUUAUAGUUCUUUGGUUUGUUUGCUGCUGAUUUGGAAAGUGAUGUCAGAUCUUAAUUUAUAUGUGACUAUUGCUCAUGUUUUGCUUACCUCCGCUGCAAAGGGCAGGGUCCAUGUGACUGCCUGGCCACAAUCGUUUUCUAUGUGUUUAGCCCUUAAGAGUGCUGAGAAUGUUGAGUAACAGCUUCCCUCCAGAGUGGUCAGUUCUCGCAUCACAUGAGGUAGUUAAUGAAGCCUCUUACUUUCCAGCUUCUGUAAGAAAAGUAGUCAGAUAUCAUGGUCCAAGGAAUGGCCUUAUGCAUACCUGGAGUCCUUAUAACUAUCCCAUUUUAAUUAUACUGGCUUUAAAAUCUUGAAGGUAGAAAGAGGCAAUUUGAACCCCUUCUUUGUUGCCCUGAAAAAUUCCAAGGAAAAUUUAUUUCUUUGUCACAAACUGAGCUAGGCAUAAUGAAAGCACUCUGGAAAAAGGAGGUAGAGAGUACUGAUAUCCAGCAUUUAUUGCUAAGUGGUAGGAUUGGCAUCGGGCACGUUAUGUAUAUUUUUUAUCUUUUCCUCUUAAUAGCUAAAUAUGAGAUAUUCCCCCUAUUUUAAAGAUGAAGACUUUGAAAUGCAGGGUAAGUGGUGAUAGUAGGAUAUGAAGGCAAGAUUGGGCUGGGCACAGUGGCUCACGCCUGUAAUCCCAGCACUUUGGGAGGCUGAGGUGGGUAGGUCACCGAGACCAGCCUGGCCAACAAGGUGAAACCCUGUCUGUACUAAAAACAAAAAUUAGCCAGGUGUGGUGGCGGGUGCCUGUAAUCCCAGCUACUUGGGAGGCCGAAGCAGGAGAAUCGUUUGAAUCCAGGAGGUGGAGGUUGCAGUGAGCCAAGAUUGUGCCCUUGCACUCCAGCCUGGGUGACAGAGUGAAACUUCAUAUCAAAAAACAAAACAAAACAAAAAUUAGCCAGGUGUGGUGGCACAUGCCUAUAAUCCCAGCUACUUGGGAAGCUGAGACAGGAGAAUUGCUUGAACCCGGGAGGUGAAGAUUGUGGUGAGCCAAGCUCACGCCACUGCACUGCAGCCUGAGUGACUGAGUGAGACCUUGUCUCAAAGAAAAAAUUUAGGAGGCCGAGGCGGACGGAUCAUGAGGUCAGGAGAUCGAGACCAUCCUGGCUAACACAGUGAAACCCUGUCCUUACUAAAAAUACAAAAAAUUAGCUGGGUGCGGUGGCGGGCGCCUGUAGUCCCAGCUACUUGGGAGGCUGAGGCAGGAGAAUGGCCUGAACCCAGGAGGCAGAGCUUGCAGUGAGCCGAGAUCGCACCACUGCACUCCAGCCUGGGCGACAGAGCGAGACUCUGUCUCAAAAAAAAAAAAAAAAAAAGGCUUUCCUGGAAUUCUCCAACACUUGAGCGCUUAUCUUAAGUAUAAUUGCAUUAUAUUGGUUAGACAGUCAAUUCAGUGCUUAUUGAUUUGAGAUAACUGUUUGCUACUUGUUUGUAGGAGACGCACAUUGGUUGGGAAAGGGGGAGUGAGUGAGGUUUCUCUUUCAACUGAAGACCCUACCAUAAGGUCAGGUGUAUAUUAGAUUUUCCUCUGCUGCCUUUUCAUUACUGUGUUCAUAUGGUGUUCAUUUUCUUUUUUUCUUUUUCUUUUUUGUUUUGAGACAGAGUAUCACUCUGUUGCCUAGGCUGGAGUACAAUGGCAUAAUCUCAGCUCAGCACAACCUCCGCCUCCCGGGUUCAGGCGUUUCUCCUGCCUCAGCCUUCCACGUAGCUGGGACCACAGGCGCGUGCCAUCAUGCCUGGCUAAUUUUUGUAUUUUUAGUAUAGAUGGGGUUUCUCCAUGUUGGCCAGGCUGGUCUCGAACUCUUGCCCUCGUGAUCCGCCCACCUUGGCCUCCCAAACCAAAGUGCCUGGAUUACAGGCGUGAGCCACCAUGCCUGGCCUGGUGUUCCUUUUCAUCUUUACUUAACAGCUUUCCCCAAGGACACAGAAAAAAAUAAAUAGAAAGUUACAGAAAGUAAUACUGUUUUCUUUUGGGAAAGAGGGUAGUAUUGAACAUGUAUUUUUGAAGCAGUUAGCAUGUGGAGGUAAAAGGUGCUUGCCAGUGAUGGCAGUCACUUAGUAACCUAGUUGUUGUAGUUAGGAUUUUUGUUGGUUGUAGUUGAUGAAAACCCACUUAAAAUUAGCUUGAGCCAAAAGAGAUAAUUUAUUGGACUCCAAAGAAAGGUACAGGAAGGGCAGGGGUAUAAUGUAGCUUGGUUUAUGAACGUAUAGAGCCUGUCAGUCGGACUUAAUCCGACUCUCCCUCUCUUUUUGCCUUUUCAGGCUUGUCUGCUUCACUCCUCUUUCUGCAGACCUAUAUUUCCGCCUGGCUAGCCUCUGAAUGUCACAUCAAUUAGACUUUCUUCAUAUUCUCUGCUCUUAAGUUUGAAAAUCUGAAGAAGGGAUUCUUUAGGUAUCCAGACGACAAGGUAAUACAAGAAUGUGGGCCCAGUAUGGUAGCUCACACCUGUAAUCCUAGCACUUUGAGAGGCCGAGGCAGGUGGAUUGCUUGAGCCCAGGAGUUGAAGACCAGCCUGGGCAACAUAGUGAAAACCGGUCUCUACCAAAAGAAAAAAAAAGUUAGCUGAGCAUGGUGGCACAUGUCUGUGGUUCCAGCUACUUGAGAGGCUGAGAUAGGAGGAUCACUUGAGCCCAGGAGGUUGAGGCUGCAGUGAGCUGUUACCAUGCCACUACAUUCCAGCCUCUGGGUGACAGAAUGAGACCCCAUCUCAAAAAAAAACAGCAAGGAAAUCAUAAGGAAGAGAAAAUAUAUUUAUAGUUCUAUACUAUAGUUAUCAAUACCAUAAGUUUAUGUCAGCUGUUUACAAAAUGAAUCAUCUGUCAGAAAUGAUGGGCAACCACAGCUGUAGACCUCAAUCUAACAUAACCCAUCAAGCAAUUAAAAAAAAAAGAAUGUGGGAAGUCCCACAGAAUCAUAUGGAUUGCCUAGGAAGUACACAGAGGUGGGACUGUUUUAUUGUGAAUUUCAUAACUUAUUUUGAAUUACCAGAGAAACAUACUUAUGGACUUACUACCCUUUUCUUUUUGAGACGGUAUCUUCUCUGUCCCACAGACUAGAGCACAGUGGUGUAAUCACAGCUCACUGUAGCCUCAACCUCCUGAGCUCCUGAUCCUCCUACCAGUCCCUCCUGUAGCUGGGACUACAGGUGUGCACCACUACACCCAGCUAAUUUUUCUAUUUUUUGUAGAGAUGGGGUCUCACUAUGUUGCCUAUGCUGGUCUCAAGCAACCCUCCGACCUCAGCCUCCCAGAGUGCUGGGAUUAUAGGCAUGAACCACCGUGCCCAGCCUAUUACUUUCUUUUUUUUUUUUUUGAGAUGGAGUCUCACUGUGUCGCCCAGGCUGGAGUGCAGUGGCGCAAUCUUGGCUCACCACAACCUCUGCCUCCCAGGUUCAAGCGAUUCUCCUGCCUCAGCCUCCCGAGUAGCUGGGACUACAGGUGGGCGACACCAUGUCCGGCUAAUUUUUGUAUUUUUUGUAGAGACGAGGUUUCAUUAUGUUGGCCAGGCUGGUCUCAAACUCCUGACCUCGUGAUCUGCCUGCCUCGGCCUCCCAAAGUGCUGGGAUUACAGACGUGAGCCUCCGCUCCCGGCCUCAGCCGAUUACUUUUAAUGGCUGUGAUUCUACCAAGAACAGUAUUUAAAGAGAGACCAGUUUUAAUAUGUGUAAACUGUAAAAGUUGUUUUGAAGCACCACCAAGAUAGGUUUUCUGUAAAAUCUUCAGUUUAGCUUUCCUUUUCCGGUUGCGGCGCCGCGCGGUGAGGUUCUCUAGUGCGCGCUCGAAGCCAUGCCGUCCAAGGGACCGCUGCAGUCGGUGCAGGUCUUCGGACGCAAGAAGACAGCCACAGCUGUGGCGCACUGCAAACGCGGCAAUGGUCUCAUCAAGGUGAACGGGCGGCCCCUGGAGAUGAUUGAGCCGCGCACGCUACAGUACAAGCUGCUGGAGCCAGUUCUGCUUCUCGGCAAGGAGCGAUUUGCUGGUGUAGACAUCCGUGUCCGUGUGAAGGGUGGUGGUCACGUGGCCCAGAUUUAUGCUAUCCGUCAGUCCAUCUCCAAAGCCCUGGUGGCCUAUUACCAGAAAUACGUGGAUGAGGCUUCCAAGAAGGAGAUCAAAGACAUCCUCAUCCAGUAUGACCGGACCCUGCUAGUAGCUGAUCCUCGUCGCUGCGAGUCCAAAAAGUUUGGAGGCCCCGGUGCCCGGGCUCGCUACCAGAAAUCCUACCGAUAAGCCCAUCAUGACUCAAAAUUCACCUGUAUAAUAAACAGUUUUGAGGGAUUUUAAA
This is a messenger RNA of Symphalangus syndactylus (siamang), 5367 nucleotides long. RefSeq names its product small ribosomal subunit protein uS9. Gene Ontology annotation, biological process: translation; maturation of SSU-rRNA from tricistronic rRNA transcript (SSU-rRNA, 5.8S rRNA, LSU-rRNA). Gene Ontology annotation, molecular function: RNA binding; structural constituent of ribosome. The record is from RefSeq and is a predicted model, not a curated record. Lineage: Eukaryota; Metazoa; Chordata; Mammalia; Primates; Hylobatidae. Gene Ontology annotation, cellular component: cytosolic small ribosomal subunit; ribosome.